This is a messenger RNA of Vanessa tameamea, 1628 nucleotides long. Its product is annotated as organic cation transporter protein-like. Bases 149 to 1600 code for a protein of 483 amino acids. Gene Ontology annotation, molecular function: transmembrane transporter activity. Lineage: Eukaryota; Metazoa; Arthropoda; Insecta; Lepidoptera; Nymphalidae. The record is from RefSeq and is a predicted model, not a curated record. Gene Ontology annotation, cellular component: membrane. Gene Ontology annotation, biological process: transmembrane transport. The transcript has 4 exons.
AUUUGUUUAAUUUGUUGUGAAUAUAAAAUUUUAUUUAUUCAUAAUGCGUCCGUGACACUUUAAAGAACAUGAAAAUAUGAGUGUGUUUUGAGAGACAAUAGUGAAUACAUUUCAGUACAUAUUAUUUCUUAAACAGAACAGUUUCAAAAUGUCAGCUGAAGAUACAAUAGAAACGAUCAUAGGUCGUUUUGGAAAAUACCAAAUAUGGAUUUUGUUUCUAAUAACCCUUGGGAGGUUCCCUACUGACUACCAGCUGACCAAUGUCGUGUUCAUCAUGCCAAGCGUUGAAUAUGUGUGUAUGGAUGAAAAUUCAUAUAACUUGACCAAUCAUUGUCCAUGUUCAAAUCCUCAAUAUGACCAAAGUACAAUUGUGAGUUCAGUGACUAGUACUUGGAAUCUUAUAUGUGAAAAACAACAGUUGGCAAGUUUGACGCAAUCAAUGUUGCAAGUGGGUAUUCUCGUUGGAAGUAUAUUCUAUGGACAUUUAUCUGAUAGGUACGGUCGUAAAGUUGCGUGUUUACUGGCACUCAUAUCAGAGAUUGUCUUUGUGGCUUUAUCCGCGGCGUCAUCUGAAUUGUGGGUGUUCAUCGUAGCACGGUUUUUUAUCGGAACAGCUGUUGGAGGAACGAUGCUUUGCUGCUAUAUCAUCAUAAUUGAACUCAGUGGAAAAUCAUUCAGACCAUAUCUGACGGGAUUAAUUGAAAUAUCCUACAUAUUAGCCUACUUUACGCUUCCCAUGAUCGCUUAUUAUUUACGCGAUUGGAGACACCUCCAACUGGCAACGUCAGUGCCUUGGGUGUUUGUUAUACUUUACUAUUAUUUUAUACCAGAGUCACCCAGAUGGUUGAUAACGAUCGGCCAAAAAGAAAGAGCUGUACAAAUAUUAACUUACAUUGCCACAAAAAACAAAAGACCAACUAAUAACAUAAGCGCUUUAGUUGACACAAUCGUAAUGGAAUCGCAAACGAGUAGUAAUAAGCAACAUGCCACUUAUACAGAUCUGUUUAAAACUCCGAAGAUCAGAGCGUAUACGUUAAUCAUUGCCUGCGUUUGGAUGUGUUGUUCACAUACAUUCUUUGGCAUCAAUCAGUAUAUUGGUCGGCUUCAAGGAAACAUUUAUCUUAAUGUAAUGGUUUCGGCAGUAAGUCUAAUACCUGGAAUGGUCUUAGUCGUUUUCGCUUCUUUGUACCUUAGACGAAGUAACGCUGUUAUUACAAGUUUUGUCGUAGCUGGAGUCUCGCUAUUAGUUUUCAUAUUUAUACCGGCUGAUAUGCGAAUUUUAGUAUUAACAUUCGCUAUGAUAGGUCAGAUCGGAGCUUACACAGCCUUCGUUCAGGUAUAUUUAUAUUCAUCAGAAAUUUUCCCAACGGUAGUACGAAAUUCUGCUAUGGGAUUUGCUUCAGUUUUUGCAAGAUUUGGUGGAUUUAUUGCACCGUUUGUUGUAAAUAUAGGAACGGAAUGGGUAUCUCUCUUAAUAUUUACUAUUUUAGCAUUUUUUGCUGGAUUUUUAUGUUAUUUCUUACCGGAAACUAAAGACAUUGUGCUUUUAAAUACAAUUGAUCAAACAGAAAAAUCAAAGGAACGUAAAACCAUAAGCUAAUAGCAGGUGGUGUUUAAACUCAAAAGAU